Molecule: messenger RNA, 8406 nt
Organism: Amphiprion ocellaris (clown anemonefish)
Lineage: Eukaryota; Metazoa; Chordata; Actinopteri; Pomacentridae
Gene: fndc5b
Product: fibronectin type III domain containing 5b
Exons: 6
Coding region: 410-1033 (207 amino acids)
Molecular function (GO): protein binding
Source: RefSeq, a predicted model, not a curated record
UUUACGCUCCGCUCACCUCACCGCGUAGUAAAGCCUCUCCGCGCCGCGUCUCCGUCACCAGCAGCCGGACUGACAGCACCGCCGGUGGUCCGAGGCCCCUCUCUGAGGCUCCACCGGCCAAAACCGAGACAACUGAGCACGGUUACCGAGCACCACCACCUCCCCCCUCCCCUCUCCGCCCUCCUCUUAACUCUCCUCCUCUUCCUCCCCUGGCUGUUGUUGCGCUUCUGCUGCUGCAGCGUCCAAGUUCAGGUGAGCCUCGUCUCCGAAACAAGUCCGCCUCUCUCUCUCCCCCCUCUCCUCCCUCCUCUCCGGUAGAUGCAACCGGGAUGCUCGCGUCCUCACCGUUAAAUGCGAUCUUAUAAAUGGGCCGCGCAGGAUGUGAAGGCUCCCUAGAAGAAGCAGGAGGAUGGCGAAACCAGGCUUGUCUGCGGCGGUGCUGCUGCUACUGCUGGGCUUCCUCUCAGUGUCCUCCGUUCAUGCCGACACCCUGCUGUCAGCGCCGCUCAAUGUGACCAUCAGAGAGCUCGAGGUUAACUCUGCCGUGGUGACGUGGGAAAUCUUGGAGGGAGACCCCGUCAUCGGAUUCGCCAUCACCCAACAGAAGAAGGAUGUACGAAUGUUGAGGUUCAUCCAAGAGGUGAACACCACCACGCGCUCCUGUGCACUUUGGGAUCUGGAUGAGGACACCGAGUACAUCGUCCACGUUCAGAGCAUUAGCAUGGGAGGAAGCAGCCCCCCCAGUCAGCCUGUGCUAUUCAGAACGCCUAAAGAGUCAGAGAAGAUGGCAUCCAAGAGUCCUGACGAGGUGAUGAUGGAGGAGGUCGGUCAGGCCGCCCAGCUGAGGGCCGGAGAACUCAUCAUCAUUGUAGUGGUGCUCAUCAUGUGGGCAGGGGUGAUCGCCCUGUUUUGUCGCCAGUAUGACAUCAUCAAAGACAACGAGCCCAACAACAACAAGGACAAAGCCAAGAACUCCUCAGAGUGCAGUACUCCUGAGCACCCACAGGGGGGGUUACUGCGCAGCAACGUCUAAGACCAGCCCUGCACCGCCUUCUGCAAUAACCAACUCCUCAAACCUCAGGACAGACCCUGAGACCAACAGAAAGCCAUUCUCAGAAAAUAAACUGAAGAACAGAUAAAUCAUUACAGACACUCUUCUUGACACAAUGGAGCACUCUACAAAUACAACAAACACAAACCUGAACUUGUGAAAUCAAAGCCUGCAGAGUGUCAAACAGGAAGCAGCAGAGGAUAAAACUGCAUUCACUUUUGUUGUGACCAAAACUGGACUGUUGCCAACUUGCAGCCAAUACACACACAAAGACAUAAAAUGGCUGUCGAUCGAUUUCUUCUUGACAAGAACUGCUUGAUUCAUGCGUUGUGGUUACUGCUCAUCAGUGGCAUCGAAUACCAGGAGAGGAUCAUCAAACAUAAAUGUCAACUUCAGGUUUGUAUAAAUGGUCGGAGAUGGCAGAAAGGAAGGCUGCCACACAAGGAUUGCUGGUCCAAGUACCAGUCAGCACACAGCAACACAAGUUAAGCUCUGUUUUAAACAAAAGACUUUCUCUUUUUCUAUCUGUCCAUCUGCCAUUACCUCCUUUCUGUCUUUAUUACAGCCCUCUGUGUAGCAGCUCAUCUCUCUCCCUGUCUUUCUGUGUCAGUGUCUCUCUAAUAAGCACAUUGCUGUUUGGUGCUCCUCCUGUUGUGAUUGCCUGAGCCCUUACAAUCCCAGUCUCCAUUACAAUAUGAUUUUAUUGUUGGGUCAGAAGUAUUGCACAUUGGGUUUUGUCUCCUGCAUUUCUCUCUCUCGCUCUCUUUCUUUGUCAUCAGUUAAAUGAUGAAAUCUGUUUUUCUCUCUCCUCUCUGAACUGGUAUGCAAACUCCUUUGAAAGUUUAAUAUAAAAUCUGGCACAUUUUGUGCAGCACCUCCUGUAUUUGGUUCCCAUGAGUUGGGUAACAAUGAUUAAUACGCUCAUGAUUCAAGCAAAGUUUAAGGAUUAACCAGGCAAUCUCAUCCAAAUCAAACGAAUGUAACAAUUUGUUCUUUUAAAAUCCAGAGGUUACAUCAGUCGAGUUUUUUUCUGGAAGAAUAGCGUGGCGAAGAAGUAGCAGAUUUAGGUUCAUAUUGAGGUUUAGUCUUCAACACUGCAUAUUCAACACCAUAUGCUAUCUGUGGUCUGCAGCAGGAUGUGCAGGGAAUAAGGAUGGAGAUAGGCAGGGCACCAUUCCUAAUGAAAUGUCUACACUGGGCAAAGUUUGGCUGAGUUUCUAGGCUGGUUUGGCUGAAGACCAGCGGGGAUGCCAGGAAGUAGAAGCCCAGAGAUGAUGCACUCAGCUCUGUGGCUGAAACCUGUUUUUAAAUCCAGUCCCUCUUUGCAGCUAUCAUUAAGAUACUAAUAUGUGACAUGAUGCUACAAUGGAAUAGAGGAAAAAUAAUACAUAAAAUCCAGAUAUAAAUGCACCAAAGAUGCACUAUAGAUUGCCCAGCACUAUGAAGAACUCUGCUGGACUGACACUACUAUGAAAGCUUACAUGAAGAUAUAGGAUACAGAUGUUCUAAUAGAUGAGAUUCUUUUCUUUUCAGUCAAGCUUUCAAAUGUGGACCAAGCAAACUGUUGAUUUUCACCACUGAAACAAGUGUCCUGAAACGUACAGUAAAUAUUACUAAAGCUAACUAAAAUGUGAUCUAAUAUUCAUUAACCUCUUUGGAUGAGGGUGAAGAGAUUUUCGAUGAGGCAGAUUGUCAUCUAUCUUUCCUAGCGUUGCCUUUGAGCUGAUAAAAGGCUGACAUGGUUCCAGCUGUCUCGUAAGCACAGGGUUGCAGGAUUCACAUGCCGCCUUGUGUUUUCUUUUGGGUGCUGUGUCGCAGAUUAACGUUUUGUGCUUUCAAUAGUGAAAUGUUUUCACAGAAGACUUGGCUGACAUCUACUUCCAGACAAGCACAACUUCUUCACUAGUCUCAUGGUUUCACUUUCUUGGAGUGUUUGUGAGGUGGGACAGGAAGGAGUGACAGCUGUUAAUAGUGACAAAAAAUGUCAAACUGAAAAAAGGUCAAGAUAUUCUUUGCAUCUGCAGCAGGGAGUUUUACAUACAGUCCCAGAAAUGAUGUUAACUAGUAAAUCAGAAAAUAGAUGAGAAAUUUAGACAGAUAGAUGCAAUUUACCAGCCUCCAACUAGACGUCUUCUGUUGAUUCUACUUCUGCGAGUCUCCUGAUCUACAAUGAAAUCUGGCAGUCUAAAAAAGUACUCAAGUCCAAAUUUAUUCCAAGCCUCUAGCAGCCAAAAGAAGUCUUUCUGUAUUUCAGGUGUGUUAUCAGUUGUCCUUAAGGCUCGUUAAUUUUAGUCAAGGUCCCCAUGUGGGACAUUAUAUAUAAGACUGACUAAUUCAUUGUAUAAACUGUUUCUUUCAAAAAAAUCCAUGAAAAGACAAAGUCAGUGACUGAAUAAAUCUUACUAACAAAUGUUGUCUGUGUAGCCGAAGCCUGUGAUAUGCAUCUUAUUCCUCUGCGCAGCACAGCUUCAUUGUUAUUUAAAAACUGUUAUUAAUACAUCAGUGAGCCACAUUGUCGCAGUGGGUGACAUAUUCUUACGGUAGCGCCAACAUGGGCACUAUCAUUUCUACUGAGUCACUUCCUCAGCAUCCUGAUGCUGUAGAAACUCACCAAAUGUGCAGCUGAAAACAGUCCCCAUCAAAUUUGUUUAAAGCUACAGUACCCAGAUGUUUUAGGAAAUUACACACCAUUUAAAAAAAAAAGAUAUGUGGGUGCCAUUUUUUAAAGGUUUGUGUCAUCGGCAGGAACAGAUGGACAACAAAUGAGCGCUUGUGUGUGACUAGGAAACAGAUUGUUGGUUUUCGUCUUUUCUUGGGAUUUGUUGACAAAAAGAAGCUGCAGAAUAACAACAGCCUAAUUCCCAAACAAAGAAACAAAUGGAUAGAUUAUUUAAAAUGAGGAAAACCAUUAUUUAGUUCUUAAGCACACCAAGACAGCUUACUGUGCAUAUGCUUCCCACUUAUUCAGUUAUAGCUUCAUCAAGGGUUUAUGUGAGGAGGCGAAUGACCUCAUGGCAUCAUCCAACUAAAGAUAACGCUUCAAUUUCUUCUUUGGGGCUUCCCGUUCAAUUACGUUGAGUUAUCUGCAUAGUUGCAAACAUAUUGGAUCCCAACUACUAACUGAUACUGAUACUCAUCAGUUGAGUUCACUCAAGGAGUCUGACAGAAAAAUCCUGCGAAGCUGAACUCAGCAGAGUUUCACCCUUAUUAGAGAUAAUGAGUGAAUAUCUGAAUGGCUCUGUGGUUGAGAUGACUGUUAAUCAGCUGCACAUACACACUCCCGCUGAAUCUAAACACAGCCCUGCGUAUUUAAAGUGCCCUGCGCUGAGAGAGACGGCCAUUACGUUCUCAUCUCAAUCAUCAGUCCUGUGAAUACACGUCACCCUCACCCUGCCAUCCAUUUUUCACCCUCUCCGUCCUUUACCAGCCGUCCUCUUUACUCCUCUGUCUCCAGCCACCCUCAUCCACCUUCAUUCUCCCAUUUAUGACUUCACCCUCUCUUUCUAUCCCUCUGUCGCAAUGCUCUCUUCCUCAUAUAUCACUCCAACCUUCCUCGUUUCUCCCCUUCACCGGUCUUGUCCUCACUUCUCUUCCCUCCCCAGCUUCCCUAUCCCCUGGUUCUCAUUAUAUCCGCUCGCAGAAUCCCGUUAGCCGCCUUCUCCCUCUCCGCAUCAGCUCUCAGCUCUCUUAUUCGGCCCCGGCCCACUGCCUAUUCCUCACUCGUCUGCUCAUUUAUCACCUUUUCAUCUCAGACUGCUGGGAUGGACACUUUACCUGGUAAACAAGUAGGGGGAAAAUAGACAAGAGGGAGAAGGUGGAAGAGAGAUUCAAUGAAAGAGGAUAGGGAGAGGUAAGAUGGGUAAGGAAAAAGCAGCGCUUUUUACACCAUGUUGAAGUGGAGUCAGUUGGCAGUACUUAAUAUUUUUACAUCUUCCCAGCUUUUGCAAGCCUAAAAAACCAAGAGUGAGAGUAUAAGGAGCAAACUAAAGUGUGUUUAUCUGCUGUAAUGUAAGUGUAGAUGUUGACAUGUCUGGCUCUCAGCUUGUUCCAGACCAGCACAUCAACUGUGUCGCCUUUUCCCACUGAGGGGACAGCAUCAGAGUUUAGGCUUUUGUUAGGAGCUCUGUUCUUCACUUUAUUGGAUUUGGGGAAGCAACACAAGCUAAUAGAAGCUGUUGCAGUGGGAUAGUGCCAAACACACCGGUUAGUUAUAAUCCUAAAAGCCUUUUUGUCCUGUGAAAAUAUGAACAAGUUUGCAAGCUAAGCAGCCAAACAAAGUUAGGUUUAAAAGGAGAAACAGUACAGUCUUCCAUCUUCCUUAUUAAUACUAAUAUAAUUGGACUAACAAGCUUUAGACACCCCCCCCCCCCCCCCCCCCCCCCCCAGUGUUUUAAUUUCUCAUCGUGUGACAUACAGGUGUACCACAGGCUACAGGCUUUAAACAAUGCUUUUACUUAUUCUUUCAUGUAGAAUGAAGGGAAGAAGAGAGAAAAGAACAAGUGUAUAAUAAAGUGUCUCUAAUGUUGUUUUGUCUAAUAACUCAAUCCGAGUGCAGAAAGAAAUCAUCUGAGGUUGAGAAUACCAAAUAAAGUGUUUUCCAAAGGAGACAGAGACAGAAACAGCAGACUUGUAAUUCCUCUGAAGCACAUGAUACUUGAGGCGGUGACAGAAGUGGGGCACCAUGACCAGCACAGCAGAAUUAAAGACUAAGAAUGUCCGACAAAGUAGACGCCGGGAAAGUGAAUGUCAAACUUUUCCCAAAGGGAGCGUAGCUGGUGGCGUCUGAGGGAGCCUCUUAGAAGCUGGAGUUAGAAUGAUUGUUGCUGCUCCGUCUGCACAGGUGGACCAGCUGAAAGCAGGGAAAGGAUCCACUCAGCAAGUUGGGAAAUAUUUUUAAAUCGCUCUUGUUGUCUGCCCUGUUUUUAGUCUUCUAUUGUGAAGAAAAGAACAGGCCAAGGAGCAGAGUCUUAUUGUGCAGAUGUAGUCAUGAAAACUCUAAAUUAACAUACAGGUCUACAUUUGCAUCUUCGUCUUUAUCUUCAUUAUUUAUAGCACUCAUUGAAAGUCGGCUGCUUUCGCCUUUGUUCUCAAGUUCUCCCUGAAAGUCCACACUUUGGUGAAUGUGCUUUGCCAUCAAAACCAGUCUGAUGUGAAGGAGGCUAGCAGCCUGUCUUUGCUUCUAAAGUGUGAAUCACCACAUGCAUCCCUAAUUUGGAGUAACAGUCAAUCAGAUCUCUGUAGGCAGGGUUAACACACAGGACGUCACCUGCUUAGCCAGCUAGCUACACCUGGGAAAAAUAGCAAUAGAAAAAUAGCAACAGAAAGCAGGCAUGAGACUGACACAGCUGCACAAGCUGUUGCAAGUCAACCUGCAGAAAUAACUUCUAAAUUGGUGUAUUUUUCCAAAGCUGGUAACAUGUCAGGCUGAAUGCUCCUAGCUACUGCUACAGUGGCUUCCACAUGAAUUGAAUGUGACACUGCAGGACAGAAGCUCUACUCAGUACUGAUUGUUUUGGACAAAAAAGACAAUGUGUUCUGUAUAAUCUAUAUUAUCACUAGAAACAAAUCUCUGAAUUUGCCUUUUCAGUUCGAUGACCACACCAAGGCUAACCAUUUCAGAAACCCAUUUGUUUUGAAGAUGAUCUAUUUAUUAAUGGGAGUAUGAUUUCAGUUGGACUUUACCUACUGACUUAAAUUACUGCUAUCGUAAUUAGCAGCUGCAACCUUUCUUGUCUUUGGAAAUCAAAAUAACUCUGUACUUUCUUUUGUGACCGAUCAAAGGAAGCAAACUGUUAAAAACGUUGUUCUUGCCACACACACGACAACUGAACUUUCCAGUUAAACUGGCUGCUUGGAGGUAGACAUCACCGGCAUCACUGAGUGUUAAUCUUAAGUAGAGGUUGAUGAAAGUACAGAUGUGCUUAGUGACUGUAAUACUAUUGAGCCUGAAGUGGUAAUUUCCCUGUACCGGUCUAAUCUCAGCACACACACACACACACACACACUUAAACACUCAGUCAUCCACCAAGUCCAUUCUCCAACUGGCUGCAGUCCAAACUGACACACUGAGGGAAGCAGCAGAAGGCAGGUCUGGUCCAGACAGCUCAGUCUCUGUCUAUCUGAGGCUGCAGGAGGCGACUGAACAGCUGCUCAAGGUGAACAUCCAAUGAGGCAUGUGCAAAUAUGGAGUCUGAGACUAGGAGAGAGACCUAAAGACAGACAGAGGAGGAGAGAGAGACACACACAGGGGGGAAGAUGAGUCAGAGAAUCAGAGGGAAUCAAAUCGUGAGUGACAGACACACAGGGGCAGAGAAUAUCAUUGCACCCGGUGGGGUUUGCAGUGGUAAAGUUACACAUUCAGUCCAGUCCUGAUGAGGUGUUUGAAAGUUAACAGGGAGGUCUGUUGGGCGUGGCAUGAAGUGAAUUUGGACAUUUACAAAAUGCAUUCCAGCAAAAGAAGGACAAAAAGUCGCAUCAUAGAGGAUCUGGACAAAUAAUAUCAUAUCAGUCAUCCAUCAUUUCUCCACAUAGAGAGUCUGGUAGCAAAUAAUAUUAUGCAGCAGGAGACUUUUAUUAGGUGCUUGCUCCCUCUUACAGCAUCUCCAAAGUAAGAUGUUUAUAUGAAUGUUUUAAGCCCUCAGUACUGAUACAACUGUGUGAUUUAAGUCUGAUUAACAUGAGAAAUGUCCCAGUAGUGCAAUUAGUCCCAGUACAACACCACAAGCUUCUCAGUAACCCCAGCCUUAAACCAAACUCCUGCUCAUCAUGUUCCAGUGGAAGCCUGUGAUAUGGCUGAAAUGGUCCCAUUCCCAACUGGUCUGCCUGUACUGUAGAUGACUGGGUGAGGGAGAACCUUGAGUAUCAACCUAAGGCCCUACAUAGAGUAGUAAAGAACAGGGCCGUUUACUUAUGGUAUAUAUUUGUACUUUAUGUCAAAGCAAAUAACCAAGAAGCAUGGAUUUACAGCAGAAUAAUGGAGUCAGUGUUUUAUGUACAAUCACUACGUCUGUGUUGAACCAUUUUGAUGUUCAUGGGAUAAAACCUGUUCAUGAGGGCUAGCAUGACUCUGCUAUUGUUCACACCCAUGGUAUAUACACUACCAGUCAAAAGUUUGGACACGCCUUCUCAUUCAGUGGUUUUUAAUUCAAUUAUUUUCUAAUUAUGUUGUAAACAAAAAAUGGUAUUCUUCAGUAUGAAUCUACAAUGCAGAAAAUAAUACAAAUAAAUAAAAAGCAUUGAAUGAGAAGGUGUGUCCAAACUUUUGACUGGUAGUGUAUAUAUACUAUUUCUAUGAAAAUAUAAAUGUCUAAUUAUGUAUUAACACACAAAAGAAAUAAAAUAUUUUCAAUGCAUCA